GCAUGGAGCUGCCUUUGGGGUCUGAGUUCGAGGAGUCGGUGUUUGAGGGGGGCGGCCGGGGGCAGAAGGGCCCCUCCUCGCUCCCCCCUGCCUACAGUGCCCGUUGCUGCGAGCCUCAGUGGUUUUGUGAGGAAACUGACUUUGAGGAUGAUGCUGAUAUUAUCAACAUUAAAAAAUUCAGAGGAGAUUUGGCAUAUAAUCAACAAGCGUUUAAGAAGGCUCUGUGUGAAUACUCCAGUUGUCUUGCAGUGCUGCCUUCCAGCAACACAGCCAUGAGAAGAGACAUACAAGAGAGUCAGGCUCGCUGUCUAGCUCGUCUGGGGCGACAUAAGGAAGCUUUGGAGAUCGCAGAGAUGCUGAGAAACGGAGCUACCAACACUGACCACAUAACAACUGUGCUGGGGCUGCAGUUGACCGUAUACCGCAUUGCAGACUGUACUGAGAAAAUGAUCGAGUGCUUGCAGCAACUAGUUUCAUUACACCCUUUCCAUCCUGGACACUGGAAGUUGCUGGCUGAGGCUUACCUGAACUUUUUGCCUUUUCCUCUUCCCUUAUUGGCCUCGGAAGCUGAUCUCCUGCAAAUCAACAGCUCGGCCAUUUUAUCAGCGCCCCUUGGAAACGGAGCGGGCUUUCAACAUUGCAGAAAACACACCUGGAGGGAGGAUUUCCAUUUGCCACUCCCCUCCAAAACCAACAGCAGCUUUGGGUCUGGCGAGGAAAGCCAAAGGGUAGAGGGACGCAUCAGUGACCUGGAAAAAUUGGAGCCACAGCCCACAGGGAAAAGUGUGACGUGUGGUACCAUUGGACAGGAAGACAUUUGGAUAUAUGCAUGUGCUUCAUUUGUUAGAGCAAGGCUCUUGCUUCAGCUCCUCCAGCUGCAUCAGUCUUCCUUUGCUUUAGAGAGUAACUUAAAAGCGCAGCGGGAAAUUGAAGAGAAAGUUGCCUCAUUCAGACUGAGGAGGGACGUCUUGUUCAUGGUGACUGAGGUUAUGGGAGAGGAUCUCACCCCUGAAAAAGUCAAGGAGGAUGUCCAGGGAGAGGUGAAAUGCAUAGGGGCUUCAGCUCUGGCUUCCCUAAUGAUUGCAUCAACGGCAGGCUUUGAAAGAAAGUGGUUCCAAAGGCUCAGAGACAACUUGUGCUGCUUGGACUGCUGCACGUGA
Molecule: messenger RNA, 1160 nt
Organism: Euleptes europaea (tarantolino)
Lineage: Eukaryota; Metazoa; Chordata; Lepidosauria; Squamata; Sphaerodactylidae
Gene: C8H8orf76
Product: chromosome 8 C8orf76 homolog
Exons: 6
Coding region: 3-1160 (385 amino acids)
Molecular function (GO): protein binding
Source: RefSeq, a predicted model, not a curated record